AUGGGUGUGGGGCAAUGGGAAGGGCAGCAGGCUUCAGGUGGCCCCACCCCACAGGGCACGAGGUCCUCCUUUCUUUGUUCUGGUCCUGGCUGCAGCUUUGUACCUCCUGUCUCUUGCAGUCCACUGGGCCAGCAUUAUGAUACCAAGUGCUUUCGUCGAAUGUUAUGUCCAGACCCCUUCUGUGACGUGUGUAAUCAUGCAACUGCCGAGAUCAAUAGUCUACUAUUCCCAGAGGCCCUGGAAGAUGCCACACCCUCUGUGUCUCCUUUGGCUUCUACAGCUUCUGUGACUGAAUCAUCAUUCCCUCUGUCCCCCGCCGUCUCAGCACUACCUCCAGGACACCCAAUACCAGCCCCUCUGCCUGAGCCUUCCUCAUCGCCAUCCCCAAUUCUCUCCACUAAUGCAAUGACCCCCUUACCCAACCCUCCUUCACUUUUAUCACCGGGUCACUCUUUGCCACCAAAGCUUUUUCGUCCCUUGGAAUCCAAAUUCCCAGCAGAACAUUCCCAAGGCCAACCUCCUGGCACCCCAUCAUGUGGCAUUUCAAGAACGGAUCUUCUCCAACUGGAGGCCUCUUUGACCCUCAACACCAUCUUUCUGGACCCUUCCCUUUCCCACCGUAUCGACCCCUUACCAGAUUUGUCCCAGAAGUCGAUCCCCACCAAUUCAUCUGCAUACGACCACGAGGCAGCAGUGCUGUCCACCUCACCAUCACCAGACACCAAUUUCACUCUGACUCAAUCUGAACAACCUAAGUCAGACAACCACGUCAAUUCUUCAACAACAAUGUUAGAGUCAGCUGCUGAUAAGCAUGACUCAGUCAUCGCCCUCCCUUUCUUGAACAGCAGAGGCAAAACAACGGACCUGCAUGUCCAUCAGCAGCCCUCACAUCCUGAGGCCUGGGAGGCUUCCUUGCUAGAAAAUCGCAUCUAUCUUUUCUGGGGUUUCCCAUCUUUGCACAGCGAGUCCUUGUCCUCUGCUAUCCAUGUCCUGGGUGACUAUUCCUCUAUCUUUAUUUUCAACAGAAUAUCAAAUGCCUCCACCUGCCAAGAAUACCCGAUACUUUUCCAUCCCCUACCUCCGUCCUUGCCUGAGGUCCAGCCUCAGCCUGUCGCUCAAACCCUGCCCCAGGCCCCCCUUCUGUCCCCACUCCCAACCCCACCCUCUGAUCCUCUGCCGCAGAGGAGCAGGUCUGGAGUGCAUCUCCAUCGACCCCGAAAUGAAUCAGACACGAUGACCACAUCUGAAAUGCAACAUCUUGAGUGGCAUGUGUUGCGGAAGCAACAGGAACGCUUGUGGGGUCUACCCCCUGUGGUCCAACGAUCUCAGGAGGCCUUUUAUUCUUCAGCUCCCCAGUGUGCUCGCCGCCGGCCUUCCCAGGCCCCGGUUUCAGUGUCCAUCCUUCUUGGAGACAUUCCGCUCAGCAAUGAGCUUCGCAAAACUCUAGACCAUCACCUGCGCAAGAGGCUCAUCCAACACCGGUGGGGCCUGCCCCACAGAAUCCAUGAGUCUCUCUCCCUGAUGAGGCCUCUGAGCCAUUGUGCAGACACAUCUGAGUCAAAGAGCAAUUACGGACUCUCAUGGAUCUGUGCAUACAAAGGACAGAGUAGCAAAAAUCAUGCUGUUGGCCUGAGCCCACCCAGCAGCUCCUCUGACAGCAGCUCAGAGGAAGAUGAGCUGAAGGGUGAGGGAGACCGCCCAGAGAAUGGCCAAAAAGAUGAUGUAUCAAGAGACGCAGAGAGCUCUUCACCUAAAGAUCCGGGGUAUGACUCCGAGGAAGACCUAGACAGUCUUAUGAUGGGUCUGUCGGGAGGAAGUCCAAUGGUGUCAAGGCAGAAUCUACGCCAAGGACAAGUGGAAAAUAUCCUGAAAGUACAUUCGGGCACCAAGUUUGAGGACAUUAAUGCGGGUCGGCUGCCUGCGCCUGUGCACAGUGCAUGUCCUGCUAUGAAGCAGAUACCGACUCUGUCUGUGAAUGCCCACAUUGAAACAAAACGAAGUGCGCCACCAUCAGUGGGUGGGGACUGCUGCCUGAACACCUGCCAGGAGCUCUCCUUCCUUGAGUGCAGUGCGCAAGAGUCGCUGGACAGCCACAUGAAAAAUUUUUGUCUGAGAAUGCGGUAUGGCCUUCCCUCCAAGGUCCUUGAAUCCUUAGAGAUCAUUAAAUUGAGAGAUACCUCGUUGUAUUCCAACCUUACUUCCUCAAUGAACCUGAGUUCUGAGGUGAGCUCCAAAUCUGGGAGCUUCAUGUCCCUCAGAAGAAGCACUACAUCUCUCCAUGGAGACGACGUGACAACAGCACACUCACACUCAACCUCCAUCCUGGCUCGUCCUCUCCCUGCCACCUCGUACGUGGGCCAGGAAGGACGGGGGGAUCUGAGUCAGUCACGCUCUGAUAUCCACCGUGGCCUUACAGGGGACAUCCAGAGAAUGAGGGAGGCCAGACAGACUCUUCUGCCUGGCACACAAAACAUCACCGGCCAAGAAAGUCCAAAACAGACUCUACUAAUCAACACAGCCUCCCCAAAGCUGCCCGCAAUGCGACCUGUGGCCAGACACGAGCGCAAGGAUGAGAGUGUAAUAACCACUGAUCGAUCAGAAAGGCAAAAGGGCAAAAAGAUGGAGAACCAAUCAGAACCGGUUUCUGUGCCCGUGACCAGGGUGCUGUUCAGGGCUAAGGAGCUCAAGGGACUUCAGUCAAAUACUAGUGACAUCCUAGUGACAACUAGCAAGCCGGGAAUCUCCCAGGGGAUUCCUGUGAAUGAGAACAAAAGAGAAACUACUGUGACCCCUGAAAGUCCCCCAGCAAAAAUGCUGUUUCUCCAAAAUGCUAAAUCACCAGACUCUAGGGCGCAUCUCCCUGGUGAGUUACAAUCUGAACCAGAGAACAGGGAGCGUAGCCAGGCCGACGGCCCAUACAGUGACAUGCCCGUUGCCUCAGAUGGCUUGACUUACACCGCCUCCCGGGCUCACGCUCAGGGUGUCUCCAGUGUGGACAUGGGAGCUCCCCAGGUGCUGCACGUGCAUGUGGAGGACCGAGGAGUCUGUAUGCAGCAGCGGCAGGAGCCUUGGCUCCCUGAGCACAUCUUAAGGUGCGGCCAAGAUAAGAAUUUCCCACAAACAAAAAGGAGAGGGAGCCAUCAAGGCCCCAAGUCAGAAGCACUUGGUGGAGGGGAUACAGGGCUCGAAACAUCCCGACCUGGAAGGAAGAGUGUUCCUCCUCAGGAGGUAGCAUUAGAGGAGGUGCUUGGCAGCAAGUCUUCCCAGACCCUGGCCCAGGAGGGGUUGUCUUCCCUUGAAAGACUUCUCAGAAUAAAAUUGAAGCACUUCUUUAGAUGGAUUCGCCCUGGGGUAAAAUGCGAACAGCAAGAAAACUCCCAGGAAAAGGGCAGCCCCUUAUCAUCUGCAGGGAGCAGAGGCCCAGAUAAAAGUACAAGGGCUUUCACUGGGGUGACCAAAGGCCUGAAAGUCAUGACAGGCAUGGGGAAGUUUCUACAGGAGAAACUGGGACAUCGGUCUGCAGCAGAUAUGCCCUGCACCCAAGAGCGCCUUCUUUCCCCAGUGAAGUUCGGGCAAGCACAGCAGAAGGCACAAGUACGAGCCCAGGCAGGGCUCAUCCGGGGGCAUCCUUUCAACUCCAGGCCUCCCUGCUGUAAAGUGACAAAGUCAUGCCAACAAGCUUUUGGCUUUGCUGGCCAGAGCUCUACACGUCUUAGACACACCCAAGACAGGGACAGACAACCCCACCAGAAAGCUGGGGCAUUGAAGGAGCAGUUGUUAUAUCAGAAGCGCUUCCAAUCCGGGCCCUGCAGGGAGACUGUGCCUCAUCCAAGCCCAGGCCAGAGUUCUACAAGUCUUAGACAAACCAGAGACAAGGGGAGACAACCCCAGAAAGCUACAGCAUUUAAGGAGCAGCGCUCAUGUGAGAAGCACCCCCAAUCCACACCCCACAGGGAGGCUGUGCCCCAUUCAAGCCACACCUACCGGCAUCAUGGUGGCCAGGGGCGUGGGGCUGCUCUCAGCCAUGCUGAAGGCAUGGCUUCAGAGAUGAGCCUCUAUUACUGA
This is a messenger RNA of Rhinolophus ferrumequinum (greater horseshoe bat), 4065 nucleotides long. RefSeq names its product spermatogenesis-associated protein 31D1-like. The record is from RefSeq and is a predicted model, not a curated record. The transcript has a single exon. NCBI's taxonomy places the organism in Eukaryota, Metazoa, Chordata, Mammalia, Chiroptera, Rhinolophidae. The coding region runs from base 1 to 4065 and encodes 1354 amino acids.